AUGUCUGGCUUCCCAUUCCCGAUCAAGACGGUCUUCUGCGAGGGCCAUACACCAUGCGAGUGCGACGAGACCUAUUUCCAUGCUCUGAGGGACUGGGUGCGGCUGGCUGCUGCCUUUGGUUGGCCGGAGACUGUGAGAAAAGUUGCGCUGUCCUACCUGUCAAGGGUCAAAUCGUUGGAAGAUACCGUCAUUAUGAUCGACUCUGUUCGAAUCUGCCCACAUGGUCAGUUGGCUAUGCUGGGCGCAGAGUUGCCUCUUGAAUACCGGGAGAGGUAUGGCACAAUCAAUAUCGCGUGGUUGAACAACGUUCCACUUGUUUACACUUUGUUCCGUUGGUUCAACGGGGACACCAUCCACCGUAUCUGUCUUGAGUCUGCUGCGGAAUGGGUCGCAUAUGAAGAAGACAUGCUCGAUAAUGAGGCUUCGUCGGGGUUGUUCAGAAGAAAAGACUUCAAGUGCCUCCAAGAUCCUGCAGCCGUGGCGCAGAUGAUGCAAGAUGGCAAUCGCACCGUUGAAUCGGUUGUGUCUGAUGUGCGCGUGGUUACUAUUUUCUAG
Aspergillus caelatus is the source of this 555-nucleotide messenger RNA. RefSeq lists its product as uncharacterized. Bases 1 to 555 code for a protein of 184 amino acids. The transcript has a single exon. The record is from RefSeq and is a predicted model, not a curated record. Lineage: Eukaryota; Fungi; Ascomycota; Eurotiomycetes; Eurotiales; Aspergillaceae.